AUGAAGGAAUCAGCAAGAGCUACGCUUCGCGAAGCAUACUCAGUUUCCACCAGGAUGACUGUGCCGAACGGCAGAGGGACGGACAAACCAGAUGAUCCCAGGGAUGAGGCUGUCACCCCACAAGCACAACCCAUUGAAGAUUUAGAAUCGGUCACCCUCUCCGAGGCACAGUCCGACCGACAGGUCCGAAUCAGCACCACCUUGAGUUCGGCAUUGCGUGCCGAUUUCAUUACCUUUUUGCGCGCCAAUACAGAAGUCUUCGCCUGGUCAUACAAUGACAUGCUCGGCAUCGCUCCACAUGUCAUCAGUCACAAGCUCAGCAUUUGUCCCACUUUCAAACCCAUCAGACAGAAAUGGCGACCCUACGAUACCGAAUGGUACGAAGCAAUGCGGCUCGAAGUAACCUACCCAAUUUGGUUGGCAAACUCGGUCUUGGUCAAGAAGUCAAGCGGCGCCUGGAGAAUGUGUCAGGAUUAUACCGAUUUGAACAAGGCUUGCCCAAAAGACAGUUUUCCUUUGCCGAGGAUCAAUCAGAUGGUGGACGCCAUAGCAGGCCAUGAACUUCUCAGCUUCAUGGACGCAUACUCAGGCUACAACCAGAUAUUCAUGAGCCCUGCCGAUCGCGAACAUAUGGCAUUCAUCACUGACAAAGGACUUUACUGUUACAACGUCAUGCCGUUCGGCUUGAAGAACGCUGGAGCAACAUACCAGCGAUUGGUGAACAAAAUUUUCUCUGAACUCAUCGGCACCUCGAUGGAGGUUUAUGUGGACGAUAUGCUGGUCAAAAGUAAAACAGCCGAUUCUCAUCUCCACAACCUCUCCAUUAUGUUCGAUGUCUUGAAGAAGUACAACAUGCGCCUCAAUCCAAACAAGUGUGCCUUCGGCGUCUCCUCGGGCAAAUUUCUUGGUUUCAUGAUCAACCAACAAGGCAUUGAGGACAACCCUGAAAAAAUCAAGGCAUUGCUCGACAUGCAGAUACCGAAGACACAUAAAGAUAUUCAGAGUCUCAUUGGGCGAGUCGCUGCUCUGGCCCGAUUCAUAUCAAAGGCUACCGAUCGGUGUGCCCCAUUCUUCAAAGCCCUCAAAGGAAGCAAACGGCAGAUUGUCUGGACUGCCGAAUGCGAUCGAGCCUUCCAAGACCUCAAGACCUACAUGAGCAGAGCGCCCCUAUUGUCCACCCCUCUUCCCGGCGAAGAACUCAUUUUCUACCUAUCGGUUUCGGCAACGGCACUCAGUUCCGUGCUCAUUCGCAAGCCAAACGGCAUAGAACUACAAAUUUUCUAUAAUAGCCAUGCCCUGCAAGAUGCCGAGAUUCGGUACCCCGAGCUGGAGAAGCUCGCCUAUGCCCUCGUUCUCUCAGCACGCAAGCUUCGGCCAUAUUUUCAGGCCCACAGUAUUACCGUUCUCACCAAUCAGCCUUUGCGCCAAAUACUACAGAGACCGGAGAUGUCAGGUCGGCUAGUCAAAUGGGCCAUUGAACUCAGCGAAUUCGACAUCCACUAUCACCCUCGGCCUGCCGAGAAAGAUCAAGCCGUAGCUGAUUUCAUCUCCGAAAUGACUACUUUCGAAAAGGAAGAUCCGGAUGAUGACGCCCCCGGACCGGCUUCGGCAGCCCCUGUCGCCCAUCCAACCGAAGGGACCUUUAAUCCAUCAAUACCCCUAUGGACUCUCUAUGUAGACGGCUCGUCCAACCGACAAGGCAGCGGAGCCGGCUUAGUACUAAAAGCCCCUGAUCAAACAACCAUCGAAUAUGCCAUCCGUUUCCAAUUCCAGGCUUCCAACAACGAAGCAGAAUACAAAGCUCUUUUGGCAGGCCUUCGGCUCGCUAAAGGGAUAGGGGCUAAACAACUCAGGAUAUGCAGUGACUCACAACUUGUCGUUAAUCAGGUGCUCACCGAAUUCGAAGCCAAGGAUACUUCGAUGGCUGCCUACUUGACACACGCCCGCCGAUUGCUCCAACACUUUGCAGCGUAUCAAGUUCAACAGAUCCCCAGAUCCGAGAACAGCCACGCCGAUGCCCUAUCACGCCUUGCAUCGGCCAUCGACGACAACGUUGGUCGCCAUGUGCCGAUCGAAAUCCUCGCUCGGCGCAGCACCUCUGAAGCCGAGGUACAUGCCGUUCAGCAGGAUCCUAGUUGGAUGGAUCCAAUCCACGCAUUCCUCGCCAGCGGAACGUUACCAGACGACAAGACCAAGGCUAAGACUCUCCACCGCCGAUCGGCACGAUACCUCCUUUUGAAUCAGAUCCUCUAUCGGCGUGGUCAUUCCUUACCAUUACUUCGGUGCAUGACCCCACAGCAAGGAAACUACGUCUUACGAGAAAUUCAUGAAGGAGCCUGCGGGGACCAUUCCGGCGCCCGAUCCUUGGCUUUCAAGACCAUACGGCAAGGGUAUUAUUGGCCGACUCUUCAUGCCGAUGCCACCAAACUCGUCCAGAGCCUCCCGAACGCAAUCAUCACCGACAACGGAAAACAAUUCGACUCCUCUCAGUUCCGGCACCUAUGCCACCGAUUCAAGAUCAACUUGUUCUUCGCAUCUCCAGCACACCCACAAUCAAACGGCCAGGUAGAGGCCAUUAACAAAAUCAUCAAGAAGACGCUGAAGAAGAAGCUUGGGCCAGCUAAAGGAGCCUGGCCCGAUCUGCUCCCAAAGGCAUUAUGGGCCAUCAACACCUCCUACCGACGGUCGACUAGCGAAACACCGUUUUCCCUUGCUUUUGGUACCGAAGCCGUUGUCCCAGUGGAAAUCAACGCACCCACGUGCCGUACGGCAUCUUACACGCCAGAGCAAAAUGAAACGCUGCUUGCAUUCAACCUGGACCUCAUCGACGAACACUGUUCCCAGGCCCAGGUUCGGAAUGCUGCCUACAAACCAGGACCAUUCCGCUACUACGAUUCGCGCGUCAAACGCCAAUCGUUCAAACUGGGGGACUGGGUCUUACGCAAAGUCUCUCUCGCCACCAAGGACUCCAACGAAGGCACCCUUGGCCCUACAUGGGAAAGUCCUUAUGAGGUCGUCACCGUCUGCCGACCCGGAACUUACCGAUUGCGCGGUACCGAUGGCCAUACCCUCGGCCACCCUUGGAACGUAGAACAUUUGAAAUAUUACUACAAAUGA
Molecule: messenger RNA, 3117 nt
Organism: Prunus avium (sweet cherry)
Lineage: Eukaryota; Viridiplantae; Streptophyta; Magnoliopsida; Rosales; Rosaceae
Source: RefSeq, a predicted model, not a curated record